CAAUGCUGUGCGCGUCCUCCUCCAGCAGACACCGCUGUGUGCGCGCUCUGAGCCGGAAGCGGAAGCAGCCUCUGCAUCAGCAGCAGUGAUGAUGGCGUUGAGGGCUUCAGUUUUCAGAUGGGUUUCAGAGGACAUAAGCAGCACACACUACCUGACCAGCAGAUUCACUCUACAGACGCAGCAGAGGUCUGGCUUUCGCAAAGUAGCAAAGAGGGAGGAGCCAAAGAAGGGUGUGCCAGAAGAGGCGGAGCAAAAUGAAAUCCUCCACAAAAAGGGCGUGGCUCCUGCUCCAGACCCGCCCACCCCUCACAUACCCACCAGGUCAUUUGGCAGACUGGUCAAACCAUUGGUCUUCACUAUAGGGUUUACAGGUUGUUCGUUCGGCGGAGCGGCGAUAUGGCAAUACGAAAGUCUAAAAUCUAGAGUACAGGGUUACUUCGAUGAUGUUAAAGCAGAUUGGUUGGAGAAGAAACGGCCUCAGAAACAAGGCGAUUUGGGCAAGCAGGUGAGCCAGUGGUGGAACAGUUUAAGUGAUGGACAGAAAACAGUCACAGGCAUCAUUGCAGCGAACGCGUUGGUGUUUUGUUGUUGGAGAGUUCCUUCUCUGCAGCGCACCAUGCUCAAGUACUUCACAUCUGACCCCUCCUCCAAGGCGCUGUGUUGGCCCAUGCUGCUGUCCACGUUCAGUCACUAUUCUCUCUUUCACAUGGCGGCCAACAUGUACGUGCUCUGGAGUUUCUCUUCGAGCAUCGUCAACUUGAUGGGCAAAGAGCAGUUCAUGGCGCUCUACCUCUCCGCAGGUGUGAUUUCUACGUUUGUCAGUUAUAUGAGUAAAACGGCGAUGGGUCGGUUUGGUCCAUCACUGGGGGCAUCAGGGGCCAUUAUGACUGUCCUAGCAGCUGUUUGCACCAAAAUGCCUGAAGCCAAGCUGGCCAUCAUCUUCCUCCCCAUGUACACCUUCACCGCCGGAAACGCUCUUAAGGCCAUCGUUGCCUUGGAUACCACAGGCUUGAUUCUGGGAUGGCGUUUUUUCGAUCACGCAGCUCAUUUAGGAGGAGCUUUAUUCGGCAUCUGGUACAUAAUUUACGGUCACGAGCUCGUUUGGAAGAACAGAGAGCCGCUGGUGAAGUUGUGGCAUGACUUCAGAACAAGAGGACGGGGCGCUGGUGGCAACAGCUCGAAAUAGAACCAUGCAUUAUGGGUAGACGCUGAGCAGGUGACAUGGAGAACAAAAACAAGAUUGAGAAAUGGAUGCGGA
Molecule: messenger RNA, 1258 nt
Organism: Carassius carassius (crucian carp)
Lineage: Eukaryota; Metazoa; Chordata; Actinopteri; Cypriniformes; Cyprinidae
Product: presenilin-associated rhomboid-like protein, mitochondrial
Exons: 10
Coding region: 89-1186 (365 amino acids)
Cellular component (GO): membrane
Molecular function (GO): serine-type endopeptidase activity
Source: RefSeq, a predicted model, not a curated record